Molecule: messenger RNA, 660 nt
Organism: Cadophora gregata
Lineage: Eukaryota; Fungi; Ascomycota; Leotiomycetes; Helotiales; Ploettnerulaceae
Exons: 1
Coding region: 1-660 (219 amino acids)
Source: RefSeq, a predicted model, not a curated record
AUGGCAUUCUCCAACAUCCACCUCAGCUUCUCGAAAGCCAUCCUCCUUGGCUUGCUUGCUGCUACCUCCUCAACUGCCGCCGCUAUUGACAAUGCGGACGUGGCUGCCAGGGACUACGCUCCUCCCCCACCACCCCCAUCCUAUGUUCCGCCCCCUCCACCACCAACCUACGGACCUCCACCACACCCAUCUGUCUGUGUCCCCACCUAUAGCUACAGCUAUGUAACUCAGCUUUCCACCCUCCCAGUCGUCAAGACCUAUACCGUCUUGAGCACCAGCACUAGCUACAGCGUUGUAACCUCCGUCAGAACCCUAAGCUACGCCAGUACCUGUCCAACCACAUCCACCAAGCCCACCAUCCCAGUCUACACCCCUCCCACUCCACCAACCACCAAGCCAACACCUCCUGUGUAUUCAACUCCGACCACCAAGUCUACUUCCAGCAAGUCGCCUCCGCCAACUUAUGUUCCACCACCUCCUCCCACCACGUCCAAGUCCAUCCCGCCUCCAACUGUUUACACUCCUCCACCAACAACGCUGGUCACGUACAAGCCGUCUACCCCAACCACUAAGACGACGACUUCGAGCAAGCCGAGUGUACCGGUUUACUCCCCACCAGUUUAUACGCCUCCAACUUAUGUUCCAGUUGUUCACUACUAA